UCUUACAUCUCCCAUCACUCAGCCCAGCCAUUUAACAAAUUACCUUCUUUCUAAUCAUUUCAAGCUUAAAAAACACAGCCAUGGGUGCCAUCACUUAUGAUAUGGAGAUUCCUUCCUCAAUCCCGGCCGCCAAGAUGUUUAAGGCCCUCGUUCUCGAUGCAGACACCCUUAUUCCUAAGAUCAUGCCUCAAGCCAUCAAGAGUGUCGAGAUCCUGGAGGGAGACGGUGGCGUGGGAACCGUCAAGCUCAUCCAUUUUGGUGAGGGAAGCCAGUAUAAGAGCGUGAAGCACCGUGUCGAUGCUACUGACGAGGAAAAUUUGACCCACAGCUACACCGUUGUUGAGGGUGAUGCCCUGGCCGGAGUUCUUGAAUCCAUUACAUAUCAUGUGAAGAUUGUGCCGACAGAAGAUGGAGGAUGCAUCUGCAAGAACAGGAGCACCAAGGGAGAUGUUGAGAUUAAUGAAGAGAAGAUCAAGGAAGGAAAGGAGAAGGCAACGCAGAUGUUCAAGGCCAUUGAAGCUUACCUCAAAGCCAAUGCCUAAGAGCUAACUAUAUGAUCUGAGGCACGUAAUAGUGUGAUAUUUCGUUCUUUUGAGUUGUGUAUUUGGGUUUUCAACCAUCAUAAAUUUAAAAUUGUACUUUGUUAUGUCAUUUCAAUAAAAGAUAUUGUUUAUUGGCUUGCUAUUA
Molecule: messenger RNA, 687 nt
Organism: Sesamum indicum (sesame)
Lineage: Eukaryota; Viridiplantae; Streptophyta; Magnoliopsida; Lamiales; Pedaliaceae
Source: RefSeq, a predicted model, not a curated record